GUAAUACUUCAGGUGGUGCUUCAGGUGGUGAUUCAGGUGGUGCCUCUGGUGGUGGUCCUUGUGGUGCCUCUGGUAGUGGUCCUGGAGAUCCUUCUAAUAGUAAAAUAGUAAAAUCAAAAAAUGUCAAAAAAUAA
This is a messenger RNA of Dentiscutata heterogama, 134 nucleotides long. The record is from the annotation of a GenBank genome assembly. NCBI's taxonomy places the organism in Eukaryota, Fungi, Glomeromycota, Glomeromycetes, Diversisporales, Gigasporaceae.